UCGGAUUUAUCUGUCGUACGAGUGACACUGUCCAGAGUGUUUGUCGAUCUUUUCUCUUUUUGUCCCUUUCUUCAUCUUUCUUCUUGUCGUCCUUUUUGGGUCUUCUCGUCAUCUUUUAUCGUUAACUUCAAGGAUGAGUUUGAUUCCAUUAUCUAAAGUACAAUGCGAUUUACCUAGAACGAGAAAGUAUCCCAUUGACGUUCUCGGCACGGCAAAUAUAUCUUACGGGCACAAAUUACGCGCACCCGAGACUCGCCACAUUGCAAAGUACCAUGGCUCCCGAUCUAUCUUCGAAGGUGCAAACGAGCAACCCGAGAAAGACAAGAGAGAAUACGAGCAGUUCCUUAAGACUCUGGAGUUCGAGAAAGAAACCAAUCGGAAAAUCAAGAGCAAACAUCUUCGUCAGCGGGUGCAACAAGGCCUAUUGGCAUACGAGGAAAAUUUGCAAGCGCGCAGGGAGAAGCUACGUGAUCUUGUGCUGAACGAAGAGACGAAUCUGACGAGGGAGAUCGUGGAGGAGGCGCAACGGGGCAACGACGCUCGGCUCGGGGAGAUGCGCGCGAAGACGGAGGAGCUAAGGAAGCGUCGCGACGAGGAACACGAGGCGGUGGUAGCUGCCAAGCGGAUGCAGCAGUACCUGACUUCGUGUCCGGAUGUCAAGCGGAUGCUCUCGAAGAGGGUGGCGAUCGACGCGAAGCGGUGCAACGUGGCGCAGAUCGCGGAGAACGAAGCAAGGAAGUCGGCGGAGACGGAACUGGACGCUCUGUGGCACAAAGUGAUGCUGAAGGAACUCGGGUUAAAGAAACGCGAGGAAGCGGAAGAGACGACAAGGCAGGCCUCGGCACGGCGGAGAACGGUUGCCACCCUGGCGAAGCAGGUAGCGGACAAGCUGACGCUGGAGGACGAGCGAAAACGGAUCGAGAGGAACGAGCGCGAGCACCUGGAGCGACUCUGGGAGGACGUGCGCCAGACGGAACGCAGGAACCUCGAGACGGAGCGGCGAAAGCGAGAGAAGCUUAAGAGGGAACUCGAGGAGCAGAUCCUGACAGCGAAGCGGUUCCUCGCCGAGCGCGCGCGCGAGGAGGUUGCGAUGAACGAGGCGCUCCGAACGCUCGCCGAGAAGGAAGCAGCCACCGAGAAGGCUCGCGCGCGAGAGGACGUCACGGCCCUGCGUGCAGAAUUGCUGGCCCAUCUCAAGUACCUGGAGGACCUGCGGCAGGAAGAGGCCAGGCGGAAUCUGGAGGUAGAAGCCAUCGUGCGACAGUCGCACGAGGACGCCGAGGCGAGACGUCGGCUUGCACUACAGAAAUUCAAGGAGGCUCGUGAGCGCGAGAUGCAGGAAGUCCUGCGCGGCCGGGAGGAGCAGUUAAGGGCGAAACGGGAGGCACAGGAGGAGGAGCGGCGCCUGAAGAUCGAGGAGAAGGAAGCUCUCGAGAGGCAGAUCGAGAUGCACGCCAACUUGGUGGCGAUCGAGCAGGAAAAGAUCAGACAAAGAACACUGCGUUACAGGCUGGACUUGGAGGAGCAGCGGAAGCGCGUCGAGACGACGAGACGCCGCGAGCUGGAGGAGGACCGACGACAGCAGAGUGCCGAGAUGAAGAGGCGCGCGGACGAGUAUCAGCGGCUCACGGAGGAGCUGCUGAACGCUUCCGAAAACAUCACGCCGCAUCCGUUUAAGGUCCUCCUGCAACAAUGCGCUGCACGUCACGCGGCGGAAAGAGAAGGACGUUCUUACUGUCCCCCGGCUUUAACUUCCGCGUAACUCGUGCCGGGACGCUGAUAAGUUACCCGAUGCUUGUAAGUCACUUCCAGGACGUCUCGGUACGUGGGGAUUAUGUAAAGAGCAGGCUAGACCAGUGAAUAAUCGGUCAGAGAGAGAAUAACCGCUAAAUCUGUGAAGAUGGGAACGUGAGAUAAGCCAGUGGAAAUUUCGCGCACAAAGUGUUCGGCUUUUUGCAGAAGAAUUUAACGAUUAUGCGUAACAUUGAUUGUAUGAUUCGUGCUUAUGUGUGCAUAAAAUGUGUAUGUAAAAUUUUAAUUUAACGCCAUGGGAUUAUAGAAGUUGCACAUUUAAUAAUAGGCGAUGCACUCCACAUUUUCGGUUUUCCUUCUGUUAUGUAAUAUAUUUCUCUGUGUAGUCCAUGCAAAAUAAUGCAAUGUUGUAUCUUUUUAAAGUGUGAUAUAAUCAAUUUUUAAUUAUUAUGUGGUUACAAGUUAAAACGACUAUUUCAUAAAAUCUACGGUCAUUUAUUAAUUAAUUCCGGAGUUUAAUAUAUCUUUUUCCACGAUUAAUUGAAAUACAAAGUAGUUUCAUAAUAAAAUACUGCAUUCUAUAUAAAAUGUAUUAAUUUAUAAAAUUAAUAUUAUAUAUAAUAAUUUUUGCUGUAUAUUUCUUUUAUAUAAUAAUAUUAUAUUUUCAUGAUAUUUAUAUCCAAACGAAAUAGUAAUCUUUCUCUAAUACUCUAUUUAUUUUCUUUUAUUUUAUAUUUCCAUGAAAUAUUAACCGAAAUCGGGACAAUGUAUUUGUAUUAUUAAAGAUUUAUUAUUGUACAGAUAAA
Molecule: messenger RNA, 2558 nt
Organism: Ooceraea biroi (clonal raider ant)
Lineage: Eukaryota; Metazoa; Arthropoda; Insecta; Hymenoptera; Formicidae
Product: vicilin-like seed storage protein At2g18540
Source: RefSeq, a predicted model, not a curated record